Clarias gariepinus (North African catfish) is the source of this 800-nucleotide messenger RNA. RefSeq names its product GINS complex subunit 1 (Psf1 homolog) (gene gins1). The coding region runs from base 150 to 740 and encodes 196 amino acids. Lineage: Eukaryota; Metazoa; Chordata; Actinopteri; Siluriformes; Clariidae. The record is from RefSeq and is a predicted model, not a curated record. Gene Ontology annotation, biological process: DNA replication; DNA strand elongation involved in mitotic DNA replication. The transcript has 7 exons. Gene Ontology annotation, cellular component: GINS complex.
CAUAUUCUGCCGCGAAAACUCUCGCGCGCGCUUGCUGUAGGUGCACGAAUACGUGAAGGUUUUAUGAGAAAAGAACACAGCACUGCAUCGGUUAACCUGGUUCGCUGUUUGUUCGUUACUGAUUAAAUUCUGUAAACAGCUGCUUAAUAAUGUUUUGCGAAAAAGCCGUUGAACUUGUAAGAGAACUUCACCGGAUGAGUGAUGGCCAGCUGCCUGCUUUUAACGAGGAUGGCAUUCGACAAGUGCUUGAAGAAAUGAAAGCUUUGUACGAGCAAAACCAAAGUGACGUUAAUGAAGCCAAGACUGAGGGCAAAGCUGAACUAAUACCAACUAUCAAGUUUCGUCACUGCUGCUUGCUGAGAAACCAGCGCUGUAUUUCAGCUUACCUGUAUGAUCGGCUCCUGCGAAUCCGUGCUCUGAGAUGGGAGUAUGGAAGUGUGUUGCCCACAACAAUUCGCUUUCAUAUGUGUGCAGAGGAGUUGGAGUGGUUUAACCAGUACAAGAAAUCCCUGGCUACAUAUAUGAGGUCACUUGGAGGUGAGGAGGGUUUGGACAUAACACAAGACAUGAAACCCCCUAAGAGCUUAUAUAUUGAGGUACGCUGCUUGAAAGAUCAUGGGGAGUUUGAAAUAGAUGAUGGAACGGUUAUUCUCUUGAAGAAGAAUAGCCAGCAUUUUCUUCCCCGCUGGAAGUGUGAGCAGCUGAUUCGCCAGGGAGUGCUGGAGCAUGUAAUUUCCUAACAUUUGAUGUACAGAUGCUUUUGAUAGUUAAUUUACUAUAAAUCAACAUGUCAGUUAAUU